AUGGAGAGAGCACCGCACUCGGCCGGCGAGGUGCUGUGGCAGCGGAGGUUUCCACGUGGUAGCCCAGUAGGGUUCAACAGUGAAGCGCAGCACUGGUGCCACUGGCGGGCGGAACUUUAUGUGGUGGCUGCAGCAAGUGCUUGGCUUGACACAUCCGCCUCAGCUGUUCGCUGCAAGUCCUGUCGAGCCAUAUGCUGCCUUGCCACUGACUUGCAGACUGUGUCGCCAGCACCGGGUUCGAUGUGUGACAGCGACGGCUUUCCGGAUUCCCACGCCUGGUUCCUUCUUACUCCGAGCGAGACUGUCUGCCGCAAACGGCUUGAAAGUUCCCCUGAUCUUGUCCGGCUUUGUUUGGAUCCUGCCGAGGUGCAUGUAGCAGUUUGUCUGACAUGCGAGGCCAAACUUGGGUGGGCUUUCAAGAGGACAUCAGCUCACAUUCUGCGUAUCGCCGAGGCUGCAGUACCACCGUGGGAAUUGCCUCAGCAACGGGUGCCUGGUGGGAUUGACGUGCGGUUCCAUGGAGCUGGUGAUGAAGUUGAGGUCGCGUGGUGCACUAGAACGCGCACCUGGCACACCCGCGUGGGGGCUACAGUCUCCGUCAGCGUCCAAUGCAGUGAAUCAAACGAGGGCCAUGCGCAAAGGAUGGGCUCUGCAUUUUUUACCUUCCCUUUCAGCUUAAGGGCGCCGGACUCACAUUUCAUGGCUGGCAAUUUGGAAAUUAGUGCAGUGGCGGCGUGCGCCGCACAGUUUCAAGAAGAUCCAAAACGCCACCGUUCCGAAGCAUUUCCUUUGCAGGCAUCACUCCCGGACUCUGGUCAUUUCCUUGGCCCAUGGACUGGAAGGGAAUGUGGUGAGACGAGCUUCCACGCCCGAUGGUCUUCUGGCUCGCAGAGUUCCAAACGCAGUGCUGUGCGUGUGUUUGCCAAUGCGGCUUCAAUUUGUGUGCAUCCUCUCUGGGAGGAGGCGCAUGUUGGGCACUGUGAGCUUGUUAUGGGGGAGAUGGAGAUAGAGCCUGGCAGUGAUCCCGAGAGACGUGUGACCUGGAACUUGAGAUGUGGCGUUCGGCUGAGUACAGAGUCGCAGCAUCUUUGCUGCCCGAGCAGGGUGGGGCAAGUGGAGGCUGAUCCGACAGGCCAGAGUUUUCAUGGCAUCGGUCCCGACGCAGCGCGCUGGUUUCCUGCUGUCAGUUAUGUCGAUCGCCUCAAUGUCGGCCUCGGGACAGUCAGGCUGGAGACCGUAAGAGCAUUCAUCGACAUCAACGAUGGCAUGAUCUGGUACUCCCUCAAAAUUCAAGCUUUGCCCGUCCAGCUGUCUCUAAGCCUGAUGGAGAGAGGCUGCCAGGUCAACGGAAGUCCACGCAUCCUCGACCCCCCGCAUGUACUGCGCAAACCGCUUUGCCUCGUCCCGCUGGUGCCACGAGACCCCUGUGCGGACCGGACUGCAAGUGGGGCAAGCGGGCAGAUAGACGGCCAGGAGUCUAAGCAGCCUUGGGUCCCUGAGGAUAGCAAAGAUUUGGCCGCUUGCCAUGCCCACGCUGGUUGCAAUGGGCUUCGGAUGGACCUCUCCGAGACUUGUCCGGGUGAAACUCGGACGACGGAGGAGACGGCCAGUGGCGACGGUGGCGACGUGCAGCUUUUUCGUGUCCGUGUGCGGCGACCUGCUUCAAUGCGCUCGCAGCGGAAGGACGCGCGGGCAGAGCUGUCGUCGCCUCUGAGCGACACUUCUCGUCCCCGAAGCCCUGCAAGCCCAUCGGCAAAUGCAUGGGCAGAGAAGUCAGAGAAGCCGGCACAGAUUCCAAUCGUCGACUGCCAGCAGCCAACAGCUGCAGGAUUCAGUUUGCCCCUCGAAAAUAUCGCAGUACCUCCUGGUCGGUAUAUGCCUGCGCAGCCACUUCCAAGCCAAAACGUCGUGGUGCGCAGAAAGAACAAGAGCAAAAGCCCAUCAAAGAAGCACAAGCACGGUCGUCGAUGGGCAGAAUCAUGA
Symbiodinium sp. CCMP2456 is the source of this 1983-nucleotide messenger RNA. Lineage: Eukaryota; Dinophyceae; Suessiales; Symbiodiniaceae. The record is from the annotation of a GenBank genome assembly.